Messenger RNA from Strongylocentrotus purpuratus (purple sea urchin), 2766 nucleotides. RefSeq lists its product as uncharacterized. Lineage: Eukaryota; Metazoa; Echinodermata; Echinoidea; Camarodonta; Strongylocentrotidae. The transcript has a single exon. Bases 1 to 2766 code for a protein of 921 amino acids. Gene Ontology annotation, molecular function: nucleic acid binding. Gene Ontology annotation, biological process: DNA integration. The record is from RefSeq and is a predicted model, not a curated record.
AUGUUCCAGGCUAUUAAGAUUUCACCAGAGGAUGCUCGGUUCCACAGGUUCGUUUUCAGAGAGAAUCCAAACCAUCCCAUACAAGUCUUUGAGCUUACAACAGUCACUUUCGGGGAUAAACCCCCUCCAACCGCAGCAAUCAUCACCCUCAGACAUGUGGCUCGUGAGCAUGCACCAGAUGAUGACAAGAUACAGAAAGUAAUCAUCGAGCAAUUCUAUAUGGACGACCUGAACGAGUCAGUUAGUAAUGCUGAGGAAGCUCUGGAGUUGAAGUCCAAGCUGACAGAGACAUUGAAGAAAGGAAACUUCAACUUAAGGAAGUGGCAGUCUAAUGUCAAGAAGGUCUGUGAUGAGACAGAAAACACAGACACUGCUACUGUCCUAGGUACCAGCUGGGAUCUAUCUAAGGACACACUGAGAGUGAAGAAGGUCAAACCCUCCGAGGAUACUACCCUCACCAAGCGGAAGAUUCUUGCUCAAACGGCAUCCUAUUACGAUGUUUUUGGAAUGCUUUCCGGACUGUUGGUACACCCCAAGAUUCUUCUUCAAAGGUUGUGGCAGCUGGACCUUGACUGGGACUCCCCUCUUGACCAAGGCAGUGAGCUCUAUUCCAUGAUGAGUAAGAUCAACAGAGACCUUAAUGAGAUGGACGGCAUUGAGAUCCCAAGAUGUCUGAUACCAGAGCCUUAUAGGGGAACGAGACCCCUACCCAUAGUGUCCAUGCAUGGUGUCAGUGAUGCUUCAGAGGACGCCAUGGGUUUUGCAGUGUGGCUGAGAUGGUCACAUGCUGACAGCCAAGAAGCUCAUCUAUCCUUCGUCUGUGCCAGAUCUAGGGUGACACCUCUGAAACAGACAAGCAUGCCUCGGAAGGAGCUACAAGCUCUUCUCCUUCUAUCCAGACUGAUGAUCACCAUCAGAGAUGCUCUACGCUUCAGCAUAGUCGGAUGGAAGAUGUGGACAGACAGCAUGACAGCGAUUAGUUGGCUUAGAGGGCAGUCUAAGACCUUCCGAUCUUACGUCGCACAUAGAGUCGGUGAGAUCACAUCUGAAUUUGACCCCUACAGUGAUAUCGCCUACGUUCCCUCGGAUCAAAAUGCUGUUGAUCUCAAUUCCAGAGGAGGCGUUGUUACAGACAUGCAGGAGGUCAUCAAGGGCCCAAAGUACUUGAGACUACCUCCUCAUUCUUGGCGGACACCAGAAAAUGUUCCUGUCAAACCGGGAGAUCCUGAACAGAAGAAGUUUCACUCCCGAAACACCAAGAUCCUCUCAGUAACUGUGAAUGCUGUGUCCAAGAACUCCCCGAUUGUUGAUGCUACCAAGUUCUCCAGCUGGUCAAAGCUACAGAUGGUCACGGCGAGGGUGUUAUCCCUCAAGGAGCUUCCCCGGAAUCAAUGGCUGAAGCAAUUCCUCCGGCAGAUCUCUGAAUGGCCAUCCCAAAGAAUGAUCAAAGAGGCAGAACUGUAUUGGGUCAGACAAGCUCAGAAGGAGAUAAACUUCCAAGAUUCCAAUAUACAGAAGCUGGACCCAUUCUUCGAUGAGGACAGUGAAGUGUACCGUGUUGGUGGACGUCUAGGUAGAGCACCGCUGUCGUAUGACAUUCGCCAUCCAUAUCUUCUUCCGAAGAAGAGUCAUAUCAGCUUCCUCCUGGUAUGCGAUAGACAUCUACAUGCCCUUCAUGGUGGUCAUUUGCGGACAGCAAAUGAGGUUCGGAAGAAGUACUGGAUAGUGGGGGACAUGAACAUUGCACGACGUGUUGUACGCUGUUGCAUCACUUGCAGACGGCAUAGAGGCAAACCGACGCACCAGAGGAUGGCUGAUUUACCAGAGUUUCGGGUCAGCCCAUGCUCGCCACCCUUCAAGACUAACUUGGUGGACUACCUAGGCCCAGUAAUGGUGAAGCUGAAUCGUAAUACCACGACCAAGGGAUAUGGUGCCUUAUUCACAUGUGCGGUUACCAGGGCUGUCCACCUGACAGUAGUCCAAGACCUAUCAACUCAGGCAUUCCUUCAAGCCUUAGAAAGGUUUGUCAGUAUUAGAGGAGCACCAGCCAUGAUGGUUAGUGACAAUGCUACUUGUUUCCGAGGGGCUGACAACACGAUCAAUGAGCUGAACCUUAAGCUGAACCAAACGCAGGUACGGGAGCACUGUCAACGUUAUAAGGUUGAGUGGAAGUUCGGACCACCGGGAGGACCCCAUCACCAAGGGGCAGUAGAGCGCAUGGUCCAAGAAGUAAAGAAAGCUAUGAGGCACCUUGUGAAGGCUGACCGUCUUACCUUCGUGGAAUGGGAGACUGUUUUCUGCAAGAUUUCAGGGCUCAUUAACAGCCGUCCCCUGACUGCGAUGUCAUCGUCGCCUCUCGAUCAUCCACCGCUGACUCCCAAUCACUUUCUCACUGGGAGAGGAGAUCUGAACUGCCCUGAUAUUCCUUGUGAGGACUACAGAGGAGAUCUACGGAAACGCCGUGAACUGUGUAAUACAAUGGUGGAGGGUUUUUGGCGUAGAUGGAUGGAGUACACCCACAAGUUGGCACCACGUCAGAAGUGGCAACGAUCUUCAGACAACGUGGAAGAGAACGAUAUCGUCCUCAUCAUCGGUGAUGACAGAAAACGCGGGUCGUGGAAGACGGCCGAGGUAGUCAGGACUCAGCCUGGACAGGAUGGCCUUGUUAGAGUCGUCGAAGUGAAAUACGCAGAUGGGACGCGUGCCACCAGGCCGAUUACAAAACUUGUAUCCCUGAUGAAGCGAGAUGAACGUUCAGACUUUUAA